CGCAUUACACCCAACGCGAGGGGAGAGGGAGGAGGGGAAAGAGCGGUCGAGGUGCUGCUCGCGGGUGCUCGCGCCGCAAGCGAAAGAAAGCAAGGCUCCGUCUGCUUGGCUGCCUCUCAGAGUAGCAGCAGAGGCAAUACGAAGAGGGACAAGUAGGAGCAAUGUGAAGCUGUUUAAGUGUAUUUGCCGUUCUGCGGUUGUUUCUGUCUGUGGAGUGGCUGUAUUUCUCUUUUGAUACUGACAAAUAUGGAGGAGCAGAAGAAAGAGGAGGAGCGUCAGACAGCUGAAAAAACUGAACCUGAAGCUCAAGAAUCCGAGCUUGGAAAAAAAACUACUGAAGAUGAAAGUUCAUGUGAUACAGGUCCUAAAAAUGACCCAAAUAUUCUUGAAGGAUGUGCCAAAGAAACAACAGGCAGUGAAAAGAGCCAUCAGGACCAAGACAUGCUUCCUUCGAAGCUAGAUGAUCGUAAGGAUGAAGGAGUGCAACCAGAAACGACAGCUGAAUCACAAAAUCCAGUUGUUGGCGGGAGCAAUACUUUGGUAGCUUUGCCUGUGAUUGUUGCGGACAAAGUAAGCAGCAGAGAACAAUCAGGUGCAUCGAAAGAUCAACAGAACAGACUACCACGAGCAGUCCAAUUGCAUAGUCCCACUUUUGUGACAAAGCAAUUAAUAUUUGUUAAGAAAAUAAUUCCCAACAAACAAAGUUCUCUUCCUCCAAAGUUGCAGGCAGUUGAACAACAAAGUUUACCUAGUCCAAGUAAUUUGGAAGAUUCUAGUAGUGGUGUUAAAAGAAAACGUGACAAGAGUGUUAGUAAUGGUGCUUUAGAAUCAAGUGAUGUGACACCCACAAUUCCUCAAGAACCUUUAAAUAAGCGUCGUCGUAAUUUAAAAACUGAUGGUACAUAUCAGAACCGUGCAGAUACUGAGGAUAAUUCAUUUCAAGUUGAACAAGACAUGAUUGAAAGGAAAUAUGUGAGAUUGCCCAGAUUUAAAGAAUUAGAAGACACACUUAUAAAAUGGACUAUUCAUGCUCAGAAAUCAAAUGUCCCUAUAAAUGGUGUGAUUUUAAGGAAGAAGGCCUUAAAUGUUGCAAAGAAAUUAGGAAUUACAGACUUCACUGCCUCAAACGGAUGGAUUGACCGUUUUAAAAAAAAACACAAUAUUGUGUAUAGGGCUGCUCGUGGGGUCAGAGUAUUGUCAGAAGGGGAGACAAAAAAACUCAAUGGGAAAAUGGGUGUGGAACCCAACCAACCAGGUGGACAACAGCUAAUAGAAAAUGCAAAACAAGUGUCAAAUUUUAAGAUUUUGGAUCUAGAUCGAUUUUGUUGGAUUUGCCACAGAGAUGGAAUAGUUAUUUGUUGUGCAACAUGUCCCAGAGUUUAUCACAUGCGAUGUGUACAAUUGGAAAAUUCUCCUUCUGAGGAAUGGGUCUGUCCAGAAUGUAUGACUAUUCUGAAUGCAGAGAAUGUGGAAACAAGGUCUCGGGCCAUGCGACAACUCAGUCUGGACCAGCUGUGCAACUUGCUGAAGUACGCGCUGCAUCGUAUGAAGGCGUAUCCCGGGACUGAGCCAUUUUGCAAACCAGUGGAUCAGACAAUGUUCCCACGUUACCGUGAAUUUGUUGCACAUCCUAUGGACCUUUCUCAACUAGAACGAAACAUUAGGAGGAGGAUGUAUGGUAGCACGGAAGCAUUUAUUGCAGACACCAAGUGGAUAUUACAUGAUUGCAUAAUCUUUAAUACACAUCACACUAAACUUUCAAGCACUGCCAAAGCUAUAUUGAAAAUAUGUAAACAGGAGAUGUCAGAAAUCGAGAUUUGUCCAGACUGUUAUUUGAAUGCUCACACACGUAAAGACUCCUGGUUCAUAGAAGUUUGUCGCAAGCCUCAUGUACUUCUUUGGGCAAAACUGAAGGGUUUUCCUUUCUGGCCAGCAAAAGUUAUGCGCACAAAUCGGGAAAACAUGGUUGAUGUGCGUUUUUUUGGUGCUCACGAUCGUGCUUGGGUUCCUGUUAGAGACUGCUUUCUGUAUAGUAAAUGUAUUCCAACGAUUGCUCGUAAUAAGAAGAAACACAACUUAGAAGCUUGUGUUAAUGAGGUAGAACAACACAUUAGAAAAUUACGAGAGCGAUUUGGACGUUUUGAAUAUGCUCCAUUUCGAACCCCAUUUGAUCCAAGUCAUGAAGAGGAGCACUUGGCCACAUUCCUGCCAGGUUAUGCUGGAGAGAAAACUGUAUCUCAGAUGCCAUUCCAGCACCGUUUUCGACCUAGGAUUCUCAGAAAACCUUCAGAUAAACCUCCAACAACAGAUCCCCAAACACGCCUUGGAGGAUUCCGUGUGACGUCUGUUAGCUCCGAGGCACCUUCUAAGAUUGGUGCAGAUGCUGCUGCUGCUGCAAGUGCAGAUGAAGCCGAUGAUGAAGGAGCUGGUGGAGGAGGAGGUGACGGUUAUGAUGGUUGUGAUAGUGAACCUUCAGAACCAGUUGCAGUGCGACCUGCAUCUGCACCACCUACCUCUCCUCCUUCAUCUACCCCAACAAGGCCACUGCGAGUAUAUAGUCGUAGGCGGCCAUCUCCCUCAGCACCAAACGUAACACACCCAAUCCAAACAGAACCCAUUAAUGCAGAGGAGCAACUUGAAUCUUCUAAUGAUAUCAGUAUUAUCAAGCAAGAGCCUGAAGAAAUUGAGACAUCAAAAAUUGGAAGUGCAUUACUUAGUGACUGGGCACGUUUUGAAAUGGAAGCUGCUCGUAUAACAAUGAAUCAACACCAGUCAAAUACAUCUGACGCUGAUCUAGAGGAGUCAGCUGCAAUUGAGGUUAUGGAUAUUGUGGAAAUCAAAGACGAGUUAGGCAUGCCUGAACUGCCUGGCUCUCAUCCAACCGAUCCAUUGUCUCCUUCUUCACAUGUCUCCAAUACUUCUCCGAAGCCUCCAAUGUGUAAUGAUUCUGUUGCAUCACCUAGUUCCACACCAGUUGUUACACCAGCAGAAGGGUGCUCUGACAGUUUGCCUGCCGGUAAGCAAUCGCUAUCCUCAUCACCUGCUUCACCAUCACUUCCACCACCUUCAAACGUCCAUUUAUCUUCAUCGGAUACCAAGAACGAUGAUGCAUCUACGGUUGAGAAAGCAGACCGUCCUGCUCCAUCUGGUGAAAGUGACUUGGAGUCUCUGAACAUAACAGAAGAUGAUACAUCUUCACUGUCAUCUGCUUCAGAAACAGCUGAACGAGAAAUUUGGGCAAGAAUGACAGAAGAAGAGGAAGAGGAUGAGGAAGAAGAAACCAAAGAAGACACAGAAAGACCUGCAGAAGAGUCAGAGGGUAUUCCUCAGACAACAACGGACCCUGGAAAGCUGGCCACGGAAAAUGAUUCUAAUAGUAACAUUUCACGCAAGCGAUCUCGUGAAUCAGGAGAUUCAGAUGAUUCCUCUGCACCUUCUAAUACACCGAAGAUACAGAAACUUUCUCCACAAGAAACCAGUACUCCUACUCUUGUGGAGGUACCUCAACAUCAACAUUCAGGAAGUGGUGACAAGUUAGAGGAUGCGUCUGACAAAAAGGCAGGGAUGCUUCCUGAUCUAAUACGUCGACUUCAUGGUGCACAGCCACGAAUGUAUAAAACACACACAAGCCGUUUAAAGAUAGGGACAGAUGAAACUAGUGAUUCAGAAGACAAAUAUGAUGGUUUCCAAGAAGGGGAAGAGAGUGAUUCAGGAUUGACCGCUGCUGAUUAUGGGGCUGUAAAUAGCCCUGUUGGCGGUGAUAGCAACAGUAACAGCAAUAGUUCACUUAGUUCAAGCUCUAGUUCAAACAGUGGGGCUAGCAGUAGUAGUAGUAGCAGUAAUAGCAGUUGCAGUAGCAGUAAUAGUAACAACAGCAGCAGUAGUAGUAGUACAAGCAGCAAUGUAUCCAGCAAUAGUCAAAGUAGUGAUCCAAAGCCACCAGAUUUAGUGUUGGUCCAGUCAGAAACUUUGGAAGUAAAAGAAGAAGUUGAAUCAGAUAAAUGGACUGCAGGGGAAAUAAAAAUUACUGAUGUAUCCACUGAUAAUGAGAAGGAUGAUGUAAAACCUGUAUCAACAAAUGCAGAAAAUAAAACUGAGGAGAAAAUAGUGUCUGUGGAUGGAAAGAACAAUGAAGAAAAAGGCAAUUUAGAUGAAACAACAAAGACUGAGAUGAACAAAAAUAUUGAAAAUGUAGACAGUGUUUCUUGCCCCAAAAUAAAAAAUGAAAAGGUUGAAAAUGAAAUGGAGGGUAAAGUCACCACUGAAGAUUACGAAAAGGAAACCAAAAAUACUGAGGGAGGGGAAGAAGCUGAAAUAGAGAAAUCUAUUGAAAAAGAGCUGAAAGAAGAAAAACCAGAAAAGGAGGAGAAAAUAUUGGAUAUGGAGAUAGCAAAAAGUGAAGGUGUCUUAGAAAAGGAAGACGAAGAACAAUUAAUAGAGGAUUUAAAAAAGCAUUCUCAUCAGGAUACAGGGUUAGAAGCAAAAGACAAAUCAGAAAAACAAGAGGAAGAUAAUGUAGGAAAAGGAAUACAAGAUGUGGAAAAUGACAGAAAGGAAGUCCAAAUAAAACAGUCAAAAGAUGUUAUAGAACAAGACAAGACUAUCAAUGUUCCAAAAGAGGAAAUUAAAAAUGAGAUUGAUAGAAUGAGUGAAGAAGAAAAUGGAAAAGAGGAUGAAAAAAAAAUGCAAGAAGAAAAUACAAAGGAGGUUGAAGAUAAGCAGAAUCUUGAAAAAAUGAAUUUAGAUACAGACAAAUGUAAAGAAGUUGAGAACCUUGUAGCUAAUGAAAAUCAGAAAAUUGAAAAUGAGAGCAGUCAUCAGAAGGUACAUGCAGAAAUAGAAAAAGAACUUGCAGAAACUGAAAACCAAACUGGGGUCAAGAAAGAAAGUUUGAAAGGAGAGAUGAAAAUAUGUCACAAUGAGGACUUAAAAGAACAUAAGGUAAAUAAGAAAGUUGAUCAGAAAUCAAAUGAUGAAAAUAAGAAGGAAGUCAAAGAGAGUCAAAAAGAACUCUUGAAACUUGCUGAAAAAGAACCAAAUAAAGAAAAUCAAAAACAGUCUAAAAGCAAAAAUCAGAAAGAGAAUGAAAAAGAAAGCCAGAGAGAGAGAGACCAAGAAGAUAAACAAGAAAAAGAUAAAAUUGUUCAGAAGAUGUCUACAAAAGAAAGCCAGAAAAUAAUUACUAAGGCAUCUCCAAAAGUGAAUUCUAAGACUAGUCAAAAAGAUCCUGAAAUAGGUUGCAAAAAGGAGAGCAGUAAGAUUGAUCAAAACAUACUAAAAAAAGAAAAGGAGAAAAUAGGGAAGGAAACUGAAAACAUUUCACAAGAAGAUUCUCUAGAAAGUAUAGCAAAAGAAAAUGCAACAGAGUUGGAAACAAAAUGUGGAAAAGGUAAGCAACAAAGUGAGCGGGAAAUUACAACAGAUGAAUUAAAAAAUGUUCAAUCUCAAAAUGGUAAACAGGGCAAGAGAAUAGAUAAAAAUGAUGUUAAUAUAAACAAUGGAAAAGUGGAGGUAGAAAAGGAUAAAAAUGACAAGGUGGUAAAAGAGAAAGAACAAAAAAUAGAAAUAGAGAAAGAAAAAUGUGAACAAGAAUUUAAACAAAAAGGAAAAGCUGAAAAGGAAGGAGAUAGUAAAGACAAAAAUCUUGGUGACAAAGGAAGGCAAAUGCCGAAAGAAAAUCAGCUAGACUCAACAAAACAUAAAGAAAAGAAGGAUGUUGAGUUGAAAUUAAAGGAAAAAGACAAAAAGAAAGGAAAGGAAUCUCAUGAUAUUUGUAUUAAACGAAAUAAAGAAGUUAGUAGAAAGUCAGCACCAAGAAAGCUUCUUCCAGCAAUGCGGGCUCCAUCUAGAAGUCCAGAGUGUGACACCUUUUCUAAUUGUGGGACUGAUUUCCUUGAAAAUAUCAAACAAGAACCCAUGGAUAUUGAAGAAGAGGAAAUAUCAACCACAGAUGAAGAGGAUCAAACAAUGACAAUAGUCACCAAUGACACUUCAAGCAUGGGACGAGAAAAGCAAGAGAAAAGAGAUGGCAGUAGAACUAAUCUUCCUCUGCAAGAGCCAACAACUAAUGAUGAUGAUAGAGAUGGUGAUAGUCCUGCCUCUCUGAAUGACAAAGAUAAUGUGCUCCCUUCAUAUUUGUACCCCAGUGUGACUAUUACUGUUGACAAUGACAAGCGUGUGGAAACAAGCGGUCCUAUUGUCCCUCCUGGUUCUGGAGGAUCUACUCGGGGAACAGGUACCCAAGGUGAUGGCACCAUCAAUAUCGAGGAAGUGAAAGCCAGUGUUGGCUUGCCUAGUGCUAUUAGUUUGAGUGUCAUUGCAGCUAGUAGUGGAGGAACAAAUAGCAACAGUAACAAUAAAGAAGCUAAUUCAAGUGGAUCAACAGUUGUUACUGGGGCUGGUGAACCCACCUCUGUUGUUGCUACUAGCAGUAGUGAUUCACCUGAUUGCCGUGCUGUUUCUGUACCCACCAUUGUUACAACUCCAUGUGGCCUAACUGUGACAGCCCACAACGGACUGCAGAUUUCUACACAACCAGCCCCUCCACAGCCUCCACCUGUUAUACCUACGCAAGGAGAGAUCACUCCAGUGGCUCCUUCUGCAAGAGGUCGUGCUCGGAAAUCAUUUCCCAACCGUCCACAUCCUCAAGUGAAAAUUACUCAGAGUUUAUCAAACGGCAAGGGUCCUGCUGGGCGUCGUGGCUCACUUGAUACAAGAAGGGGUUCAUUAAGUUCCCUUACUGGUGAUGUAACAGCACCGUCAAAUGAGAGUGGUAAUCCUGCUACAGGAAAUACAUCUCUCAAUGGUGAUGUGUCUAUGAUGUUCCUGUCACCUGUUGCAACACGCAAUCCAGGUCUUCCUAAUGGACCAGCUGCUCCGCUAAUGAACGGGGACCACAGUGGCCCUGUCCGACCUGGAGCACCUCCAGUUGCAGCAGUUCACCAGGCUGUGACACAAGCUGGAGGUCGCUUGCUGCCACAGCUUCAGCCACGGCCUCUGGGUCAACCAGGAGGAAAUUCACUUGGUGCUAAAUGCAACGGUUCUGUUCCUGCAGAGGCUGGCCCUAUUUCACAAGAGAUCUGCAACCACGCUCAGAAAAUGGCAGGAUACAUGCAGCAAGCUAUUGAAGAGAUGCUUCGAGAUAUGUGUAAUGCUGGGAAUGUGGAAGCUAGUACGAAGAUGCUGCAACUUGAAUUGGAAAAGGUGCAUUGGCGCUAUCAGCAGGAGAUUGCUGAACUGAAACACAAUACUGACCUUCUGUUAGUAGAAAUGCGUGCUAGUAUGAUGUCAGAACAGCAGCGUGCUGUAGCUGAUGCAGUACGUCAGUGUGAGAUGGAGAAGCAACGUGCUAUUGAAGAGACUAAGAAGAAACAAUGGUGCACAAAUUGUGGCAAAGAAGCCCUUUUCUAUUGUUGCUGGAAUACAUCAUAUUGUGAUUACCCAUGUCAGCACAUGGCAUCAUGUGGCCAGGCAGAAUCUAUGAAGGCCAGAGAAGCUGCCGAAAAUGGAUUACCACAGGCAGCUGGUCCCGCAGCAGCACUUAUGCAUCAUGCUCCACAGUCUAAAGGAUACGGAGCAGGAUCACAGCCCUGGCCUGACCCUGUACCAAACUCUAAUCCUUGGAGCUCGCCCUCCUCCAGUGGUGUGGGUGGUGGAGGUGGUGAGGGGGAGGAAGAAGACAUCUUAGACAGCAGAAGCCCCUCGCCACCAGACACCGAGCAAGACCCAAAUAACAAUGCAAGUGAGAGGUUGCAACAAGGUCCUGAGCAGCGACUCUCUGGGCCACUCCCUUCUGGAGCGUCCACAUCCACAGGAGGGGGGCACUCUGCAGAGGGAGCAUCGCGCAAGUCUAUGGUGAAGCGCAAACGCUGCGGGCGCUGUGCUGGGUGUUCACGGUCAAACUGUGGUCGGUGCCCACCGUGCCUCAACUCUCGCACUCACCAAGUGUGCCGUGAGCGGCGAUGUUCUGACCUACAGCCAGUGGAAGUUGUUCCAGGCCCUUCCUCCAAGAAGAGCCAGAAGACGAUGUCUGUGUCACCACAGAUGUCUAUUCCAACUGGAGCAGCACCUUCAAGUAAAGCAAUAGCUCCUACGGGUGUUCAGACUCAUCGGCCAAGAGGACCUACACCACCUUAUGGAUUAAUGCCCAUGCCGAGACCCCCAAUGCAGGUAGGGACUCGGCUGUGUGUUCGCAAUUCCUCCGCCGCGUCCAAGGGGCAUCUCCUGUCAUCCUAUGCCAUGUAUCAGGGCGAGCAACAACGGGCGGCACUUGUGUUGCAACAACAGCAACACCAACAGCGAGCACAGUUGCUCGCGUCUCAGUUCCCGCCACGGGGUCCGCCGCUCCCACCACCUCACGGCCCGCUGGGAGUACAGGGAGUGGGACCUCGACACCGAGCCCCCGUGCAGUUCGCACUGCGCCCACCACAUUACUUCAUUUGAGACCCGUGGUGGCAGCCCCCGUCGUACGGUUACCGCUGCCAUGAGGCGUGCUGCUGCGCUCACCACUGUACCUAAGUGUUGCACGACCACCGGUGAGCGCAGCCACUCCAGCAAAUGUUACAUCUUCCACUACUGUUGCUACAGCAGCAGCAAAACACACUUGAACUAAGUGUUUUCUGUAUUAAAUCAGCAGUGGAUUGUGUAUUUGAAGAACAGUAACAACAUUAUAGGGUGUGUAGUGAAUGUGAAUUAAUAUUACAAGUUAUUUGGAUGAAGAAUUUUUCCAAGAUAUUUUGGGACUAUGUCAAUAUUGCAUAUAUAUUUAUUUAGAGUGCUUAUAUGAUUAUUACUAGUGUUAAUUAUGAACUUCCUGUUCAUUAUUGCUCCUGUUCCUAUAGAUUUAAAUGUGAUAUGGAUCCUUCAUUCAGCUAUAUGUGUGUGCAAGAUUGUAUAUUUUUACUUUUGUUUUUUGUGAAAAGCAAAGUUAUUGUAGAAUAUUUUAUUUGAAUAUUUUUAUCCAUUUUAAAAACUUAUCAAAAGUUGUCCCAAUGAGGUGUGACUCUGUGAUUAAAGAUGAGAAGUUUUUGUGUGAGAUACUUGUGCCAAGGCAGACAACUCGGUUUCUCUGAAAUACUGGGGAUCUGUCACCGUGCGUAUUGUAUAGAUUAUGUGGCAGCUAUUGCUUAAUCAUCAUCUCUUUGUAUUGCAUUGUACAUUUAAGUGCUGAAUGCAUGCUUUUUGUCUUUGUUUAUUGUAGCCUAAAGAAAUGAAUGUACGAGUUAAUGUAAAAGGAGUGAAUGUUGUUUCUUCAAUAAGCUUGUAUUUUCUGUGAAUUCUGAGAUAUUGGCCAUGUUCUGCAGCUGCAAGCAUUGACUCAUGUGAAAUAAAUCUCCAAUGUGAAUUACUGAACACAUUAAAAAAUUAUUUAUGACAAUUUUUUUGAAGGUGAAGAUAUUAUUUAAUUUUUUUAAAAAUUCGACCAUUGUAUAUUCUUUUUCAUCUCAAUAUAAUUUGUUCUUUAUUACAUGGUAUGGCUGACUUUGGAUAAAAGUCUGUUAUUAAGUAUAUCAUUAGCAGAAAAACGAUUUAAGAAAACAGUAUUACAAUGUUAUUAGGCAGAUGUAAGAAUAAUGUACGGGACCUGAUUGGCAAUAUUUAGUUGUUGUUGGAUGAUGAAUGGAAUGCAAGAAUGGCAUUUCUUAUGUGUUGAUCUUUUUAUUCAGGGUGCUUUACGAAUUUGAUGUUUAACUAUUUCAUAACAAUAUCUUUUUCUUUUUGUAAGAAAAUAUAUGUUCAUAAAUGUGACAAUUUGUA
Messenger RNA from Gryllus bimaculatus (two-spotted cricket), 9756 nucleotides. Lineage: Eukaryota; Metazoa; Arthropoda; Insecta; Orthoptera; Gryllidae. The record is from the annotation of a GenBank genome assembly.